Messenger RNA from Eucalyptus grandis, 2031 nucleotides. Its product is annotated as protein DETOXIFICATION 49. Lineage: Eukaryota; Viridiplantae; Streptophyta; Magnoliopsida; Myrtales; Myrtaceae. The record is from RefSeq and is a predicted model, not a curated record. The transcript has a single exon. Gene Ontology annotation, molecular function: antiporter activity; xenobiotic transmembrane transporter activity. Bases 67 to 1704 code for a protein of 545 amino acids. Gene Ontology annotation, cellular component: membrane. Gene Ontology annotation, biological process: xenobiotic detoxification by transmembrane export across the plasma membrane.
CCCCCAAAAAGAGAAAUAUAUAUAUAUUUCUCCUUUCUCUCUCUCCCUCUCUCUAACAUAGUGACAAUGUGUCAGAAAACGUCUCUCCUCUGCCACGAAGAAGACUGCCACCGCCUGCCUCUCCCGAUCAAGCCACAAGCCAUGCUCACACAGUUGAUCCAAAAGCACCCUCAACAUAACCAAUCCCAGAAAGGACAAAAGACCAAUCUCACUCUCGUCGUAAGAGAAGUGAGGGCCAUAGCUCAAAUAGCCCUUCCCAUGAUCCUCACCGGUCUCUUGCUCUACUGCCGCUCCAUGAUCUCCAUGCUGUUCCUGGGCGGCCUCGGCGAACUUGCGCUGGCGGGUGGCUCCCUCGCCCUCGGCUUCGCGAACAUCACUGGAUAUUCCAUCCUCUCCGGCCUCGCCAUGGGGAUGGAGCCCAUCUGCAGCCAGGCCUUCGGGGCCAAAAAGCAUGCCCUCCUCGGCCUUUCCCUGCAGAGAACCGUUCUUCUGCUCAUGUUAACCUCAUUGCCCAUCUCUUUUUUGUGGCUGAACAUGAAAAGGAUCCUCCUUUUUGCCGGCCAGGAUGAGGACAUAGCAACAGAGGCACAAUCGUUCCUUCUAUACACAAUCCCUGACCUCCUGGCCCUGUCUGUUCUUCACCCGCUUAGGAUUUACCUCCGCAGUCAAUCCAUAACUCUGCCCCUCACAUUCUGUGCCACUCUGUCCGUUAUCUUUCACGUACCCAUCAAUCUCUUCCUCGUGAAACAUCUCGGCCUGGGGAUCAAAGGCGUGGCGCUUGGUGGGGUCUGGACUAACUUCAAUCUUGUAGCCUCUCUGAUCAUUUACAUACUCGUCUCCGGCGUCCACAAGAAGACGUGGGGAGGCCUCUCCUCAGACUGCUUCAGGGAAUGGAGGAACCUGCUGAAUUUGGCCAUACCAAGCUGCGUUUCAGUGUGCCUCGAGUGGUGGUGGUACGAGAUCAUGAUCCUGCUAUGCGGGCUGUUUCUGAACCCGAGAGCAACGGUGGCGUCCAUGGGCAUUCUAAUCCAGACCACCUCCCUCAUCUACAUAUUCCCAUCCUCUCUGAGCUUCAGCGUGUCGACCAGAGUCGGCAACGAACUGGGUGCGAACCGGCCCUUGAAAGCCAAGCUCUCGGCCAUUGUUGGCCUGGGGUGCGGCUUCGUGCUCGGUCUGUCAGCCCUCGUCUUUGCCAUCACAGUGAGGAAAACAUGGGCAACCAUGUUCACUCUAGAUGAAGAGAUUAUGAGAUUGACGUCCCUAGUGUUGCCCAUAAUUGGGCUGUGCGAGCUCGGAAACUGCCCACAAACGACAGGCUGCGGGGUACUGAGAGGCACGGCGAGGCCAAAGAUCGGAGCCCACGUCAACCUGGGCUGCUUUUACGUGGUCGGAAUGCCGGUGGGCAUCGGAUUGGCAUUCUUUUGGGGAUUCAACUUCCAGGGGCUCUGGCUCGGCCUCUUGGCCGCGCAAGCGUCAUGUCUGGUGACCAUGCUGGUCGUCCUGGGGUUCACGGAUUGGGAACGCGAAGCACGGAGAGCGGAAGAGCUGACCAGAGCCGGAGACCCAGCAGCUGCUGUUGCUGACAGCGAAGAGUUUGAGGCGAAGAAGCCACUCAUAGUCAUAGCAGAAAUCAAGGAGGAUUCGUUAAACUUAUCGGAAGAUUUAGAUAACACCCAUCAUCAUCCCCCGUCGUCACCCGUCUGAGACAGUCGAUGGUUUUGGGUUUUGAUCAAAUUUUUUGUCUCACCCUUUUCAUUGGUUUAAUCAAAUUUUGUCCGUUGGUAUACAGAUGGAUCGUUGUAUUGGGACGAGAAAGAGAGUGGUAAAGAGGAAGUUGUCUUCGGAUUAUUCUCUCUUUUACCAUUCAAAACUUGUGGGAAGUCACCGGAAUUGCGUGAAAUUACGAUUAGUUGAAUAUGGUCACGACGGCUGCAAUCUUGUACCGUACUAUUUGUCAGUACAUUGAAACUAUAAUACAAAUAUAUAUGUAUAUGUACAUAUAGAAAGAAUGAUCGAAAAGUUGGGGCUUUC